Salvelinus sp. IW2-2015 is the source of this 1132-nucleotide messenger RNA. RefSeq names its product glutaredoxin-related protein 5, mitochondrial. The record is from RefSeq and is a predicted model, not a curated record. Gene Ontology annotation, cellular component: mitochondrial matrix. NCBI's taxonomy places the organism in Eukaryota, Metazoa, Chordata, Actinopteri, Salmoniformes, Salmonidae.
UUCCAUCUUGACAUAUCGAGGUUGAUAUUUGCGUCUGAACUGAACAAAAAAAAAACAUAGACUUUGUACUGUCUUUGGCUAAACUGUGUUGCUGUCUGUAAUUUAACACAAUAUUUUGCUAAAGUCUAACGAAAACCAUGAACAACCUAAUUCGGUCAACUGUUCGCUGUUUUCGGUUGAGUUCUUCGGUCUAUCCACCGAGGCAAGUUUAUGGACAAAAUGUGUUGUUGCCAACAUUGAAGUCUUCGGCCCGGCUCAUGUGUUCGGCGCCCUUACAGAAAGAUCUUGGCGWUAUGGUGAAAAAAGACAAGGUGGUGGUGUUUAUGAAAGGGACGCCUGCCCAGCCGUUGUGUGGCUUCAGUAAUGCCGUGGUUCAGAUCUUGAGGAUGCAUGGUGUGAAUGAAUAUGCUGCAUAUAACGUGUUGGAUGACCAGGAUCUCAGACAAGGAGUGAAGGACUUCUCCAACUGGCCCACAAUCCCGCAGAUYUUCUUAAACGGCGAGUUUGUGGGCGGCUGUGACAUCUUCCUACAGAUGCACCAGAACGGAGACCUGGUAGAGGAGCUCCAGAAGCUGGGGAUCCGCUCUGCACUGCUGGAUGCCGAAAAGGAAUCCAAGUAGACAAACCCGUCGGUCGGUGUCGAGUCCAGAGAAAGCUAGAGGUUGACUGUAUUCGUUUAGGCCCGUUAACCCUGCACUUGUGUAGAUCUGAGAAAAUUGGUUAGAUAUACUUGUAAGCCAUAUAGGGGACGCUCCACCUUGUAAGUUCUCCAAAGACACUGGCAAGGUGGAGCUACUAGAAUGUUGUUACAUACAUUUGAGUCAUUUAGCAGACACUCUYAUCCACAGCGACUUACAGGAGAAAAUAGAGUGAAGUGCCUUGCUCAARGGCAYAUUGACAGAUUUUUCACCUAGUUGAAUCGUGGAUUCAAACAAGCGGCCUUUCGGUUACUGGCCCAACGCUCUUAAACGCUAAGCUACAUGUCCAGUAAUUUCAGAUCUACACAAGAGCCUAGGGGGAUAGGGGCUAAGGGUUGAUUUGGGAUCUGGCAUUUGAAGUGGUGGCUGAGCCCCAGUGUCCCUUCCACAAGCCCUAUAAGAAGGUGUGUGAGAUACUAUAGAACCUGCUGAAG